CUGUUGGAAACUCACGUUUUAGAGAGCAACUGCCAAAAUAUAAAAAAAAACAGGAUAAUAACUGUUCUUAUGAUGCUGUACCACUCCAUCUCUUCUAGAGGGCAGAAGUCCUCCAGGUGUGCCUUAGUUAAAGCAAACGAAGAAGAAGAAUGCGGAAAAACAACACUUAUGUGCUCACUGGGCAAAAAGACACAUUUGCUUUUAAAAGUAUUCUGACAAACUCAAUAAAUUAGACCGUCACGUUCCUCGCUAACAUGUUCAGCCUGGAGACUUUUGAGAGUCAGUUAUCGGCUCUAAUGGGGAGUGUGGUGGGCGUAGCGGUGACGGAGCUCAGCAGACUUUUGGCUAACGCUAACGCUAAUGCUAACGCUAACUCUAACGCCAACGCUAAUGCUAACGCCAACGCUAACGCUAAUGCUAACGGUAACGCUAAUGCUAAUGCUAACGCUAACGCUAACGCCAACGCCGCUCAGGAGCGCUGUGCUGCGGCUCCAGGAACGGCUCUGAAGAGCGAAGACGAAGAAAGCGAAGUGACCCCACCGGAGGAAAUACACCUGUGUAAUGAAGCCAUAACGAAGCAGUUUGCAGUCCUCAUGGAAUCAUGGACCAAAGGUGCGGUAGAGAAAAUACUGAUGAUGUUGAAAGUGUCCCUGUGUGACACUGAGGAGGGUCCCGCUGCAGAGCAGAGGGCCGGGCUGAAUGACAAGACGGGACAGACGAGCACGAAGCCGAAAGCAGGGCAAGCGGCCGGCUCCACAAAGCCUCAGCCAGAAUCAGCACCCAGAAGCCCUUGUGGGAAAAGAAAGAAAAUGGAGGGAGGGCCUCAAACAGCAAUAACAAAGAAGAAUGACCACAUAUAUCACCGAGUUGUUUCAGCCACACAUGAGAGGAACUCUGGGUCCCGGUCUGAACCUGAACCCAUGCUAACAGAGGCCUCAGCUGCCACCUCAGAGCUGGCCUCCGAUGUAAGUGCGGGAGAUGGCGCCCGUGACCGCACCGACACUUCAACUACCGCAUCCAAAGUGAAAAAGAAGAAGACCGCAGGGCUGUUGAAAUGUCCUUCCUGUGACAAAUCAUUUGCUCUGAAGUGUAUGAUGGACAGACACCACCUGACUCACUCCAAACCUCACCUCUGCCCCGAGUGUGGGAAACGUUUCGCCAGACAACGGCAGCUCAUCGCGCAUUCAAGACGUCACACCGGAGAGAAGCCCUUCAAAUGCUCCGAGUGUGGGACCGAGUUUGCUCACAAGUCGACCUUCGUCAGACACAUGCGUCAGCACGGCCUGAAGAAACCGAGCACCCACGCGUGCGCGCUGUGUGACACCCAGUUCACCGGGGUGUUGGCCCUUCAGCGGCACAGAUGCUGUGCCUUGAAGAAGACGUUUGUCUGCUCGCUCUGCCCGGAGACCUUCGAGUGCCGACAGAGUUUGGCCGAUCACGAGAAUCUCCAUCCGGGAGACCGAGAUUUUAUCUGCGAAAUGUGCGGCGAGACUUUCUUCUCGUCCUCGUCCUUGGCCACCCACCGGGUGACGCACACGCAGAAGGAAAGCUGCUGCGACGUGCUCGGCCUCGGGUGCAGCGACCUGAGCGUCCUCAAAAAUCACCUGAGCAAACACAGCGGGCAAAAGCUCUUCUCCUGCGAGGUUUGCGGUAAAGGUUGCAGUCACAAGAGUGCUCUGCAGCACCACAUGCUGACCCACACGGGGGAGAAGCUGUACGUGUGCGAGACCUGCGGCAAACGCUGCGGCCACGCCAGCGCGCUCCAAAACCACAUGAGGAUCCACACGGGCAAGAAACCGGGGCAGCAGCCGGCCUGCGAUGUGUGCUGCAAAACAUUCCGCAGCUCAGUCAAUCUCAAAUAUCACAUGAGCAUCCACACGGGGGAGAAGCCCUACGUCUGCGACCAGUGCGAUAAGAGGUUCAGCAACCCCAGCAAUCUCAAGUUACACACGCGGAUUCACUCCGGGGAGAAAAGCUACGGCUGCAACAUCUGCGGCAGACGGUUCACUCAGUCCGGCAGCCUCAAGCUGCACCGACGGGUCCACACGGGAGAAAAGCCAUAUUGGUGCGUGGUCUGCGGGAAAGGAUUCAUCCACAGAGGCGACUUCAAGAAACAUCAGAGGGGUCACCUGCCCGAUGAGCCACGAGAUUCAGCACACUCGGAAAAAACACCAUCGCUGUAGCACUUCAUGUAUCCCUCUGAGGACGAAAGACGCACCGGCACGUCCCAACCAUGUUCGACAAAACCUCCAUUACAAAAUUUUAUUUCAGCCAUUUAUUUACUAUUUUAAUCAUACUCAUAUAACUCAUUUCGAGCACCGAAAACUAUUCGCACAACACGCAAUGAGUUAAGGUUGGUUGUCAAUAGAGAUUUGCGGACUUUCAAAAAGACAACAAUCAACGUUUCAUCUUUAGCGCCAAAUUACAGUAUCUCUUUACACAAUGCUCUAGAGAAAAUGUGGGCGUCACUGCACAGAAGGCUGAGUUUGUUCUGAACAUUUUGAUAUGAAACACAUGGGAAUCAGUUUUAUGCAAACACCUUA
This is a messenger RNA of Etheostoma spectabile (orangethroat darter), 2543 nucleotides long. RefSeq names its product oocyte zinc finger protein XlCOF6. The record is from RefSeq and is a predicted model, not a curated record. The transcript is spliced from 4 exons. Gene Ontology annotation, cellular component: nucleus. NCBI's taxonomy places the organism in Eukaryota, Metazoa, Chordata, Actinopteri, Perciformes, Percidae. Gene Ontology annotation, molecular function: DNA-binding transcription factor activity, RNA polymerase II-specific; RNA polymerase II transcription regulatory region sequence-specific DNA binding. Gene Ontology annotation, biological process: regulation of transcription by RNA polymerase II. The coding region runs from base 255 to 2183 and encodes 642 amino acids.